AAGCACCGUGCCGGCCGAGCCCCCUCCCUAUAAAACCAUCUCCGGCAAGACGUCGGCAAGCCAUCCAUCGAUCAACACCAACAGAAAUCACUUCCCACCCCGCCAACAAAAACAGACUUCCCAUUCGAUCCGCCACAAGAAAAUACUCCCAAGCUUUCGGUCGCUUUAGUUGUUCAACAGCCAACACCAUGAGCUCUCGGAUGGCCGGAGCCACGCUGCUGCGCCACCUGGGCCCCCGCCUCUUUGCCGCCGCCGAGCCGGCCUCCGGGCUCGCCGCCAGCGCGAGGGGCAUCAUGCCCGCCGCCGCGAGGAUCUUCCCCGCGCGGAUGGCCAGCACCGAGGCCGCCGCCCCGCAUGCCAAACAAGAAGAUGAUGCCGGAACACCCCAGGCGGCCGCGACUCCAGAGCAGCAGAGCAAGAAGGCCGUGGUGAGCUACUGGGGCAUCGAGCCGCGGAAGCUCGUCAAGGAGGACGGCACGGAGUGGCCGUGGUUCUGCUUCAGGCCGUGGGACACGUACCGGCCGGACACGUCCAUCGACGUCACCAAGCACCACGAGCCCAAGGCCCUGGCGGACAAGGUGGCCUACUUCGUGGUUCGGUCGCUGCGUGUGCCGCGGGACCUCUUCUUCCAGCGCCGGCACGCCAGCCACGCGCUGCUGCUGGAGACUGUGGCGGCGGUGCCGCCCAUGGUGGGCGGCGUGCUGCUCCACCUGCGCUCGCUCCGCCGAUUCGAGCACAGCGGCGGCUGGAUCCGGGCGCUCAUGGAGGAGGCCGAGAACGAGCGCAUGCACCUCAUGACCUUCAUGGAGGUGACGCAGCCGCGCUGGUGGGAGCGCGCGCUCGUGCUCGCCGCGCAGGGCGUCUUCUUCAACGCCUACUUCGUCGGCUACCUCAUCUCCCCCAAGUUCGCGCACCGCUUCGUCGGCUACCUCGAGGAGGAGGCCGUGGAGUCUUACACUGAGUACCUCAAGGACCUCGAAGCCGGCUUGAUCGAGAACACGCCCGCGCCGGCCAUCGCCAUCGACUACUGGCGCCUCCCCGCCGACGCCAGGCUCAAAGACGUCGUCACCGCCGUGCGCGCCGACGAGGCGCAUCACCGCGACGCCAACCACUACGCAUCGGACAUCCAUUACCAGGGAAUGACGCUGAAUCAGACGCCUGCGCCGCUCGGGUACCACUGAUCAGCUCAAUGGACCAUAGAUCGAUGCCUGCUCAGCCCAUCGUUGGGGUCUGAUUGGUCCUGUGAUCUGAACAAACAUGGAAACGAGCGAUUUGGUUUCCGCGUUCAUCUCUGCCUACAUGUGAACAUGGGCCAGGCCUUUUUCUUUUUUCCUUCUAUGUACGCGGUACACAAGGCUGAGUUUCAAACAAAAUUAUGAUGGCUUAGAUCAUGGUAACUAUUGCUAAUUGAUGUUUUCCUUCUAUGUAUGCAGUACACGAGGCUGGGUUUCUAAGAAAAAUAUGAUGGCGUAGAUCCUGGUAAUUAUUGCUAGUGAUUGAUAUGAUUAAAAUAGGCACAGGUUGGAGCGAGAUCGUGGUAAUUAUUGUGUAACUAUGAUGGCGUAGAUCAUGGUAAUUAUUGCUAAUUGAUAAUGGUAAAUGAUGUGAUACAACAUUGAGGCAAUCCGGUCCAUUGAGAGAUGACGGAUGUAUGGUUGAGAUGUAAUAUUUCUGCCACAACUCAAUUGUUUAA
Messenger RNA from Triticum aestivum (bread wheat), 1693 nucleotides. Its product is annotated as ubiquinol oxidase 1b, mitochondrial. The transcript has 2 exons. Bases 189 to 1181 code for a protein of 330 amino acids. Gene Ontology annotation, cellular component: mitochondrion. Gene Ontology annotation, molecular function: alternative oxidase activity. The record is from RefSeq and is a predicted model, not a curated record. Gene Ontology annotation, biological process: alternative respiration. Lineage: Eukaryota; Viridiplantae; Streptophyta; Magnoliopsida; Poales; Poaceae.